CCUUAUUCGAUUCGGACAGUUUACACGUCUUGAGCACACAAUGGAACACCCAUUGGUUAUGCGAAUCUUGGCAUCUUCGGUCAACCUGGCCAGUCGGGCCAGUACGAUUGUGAGGAAUAUUCUGGCCUCAAAAGAUUUGGAAAUCGUAGACAAAGGGGUCAAUGAUCUUCAGUCCAAGGCCGAUCGGGACGCGCAGCGAUUUAUUGUCGGUUCGCUGUCACAAACUUUCCCCGGACUGAAGAUUAUCGGCGAGGAAGGCAAACUAGAUGAUUCCGAGUUGGCCAUCUCACCCGAAUUAACCAAGGAAGUUAUCGACCAACAGUGUCCCUCGGCCUACUUGUCGACCAACUUGUCUGAUGUCGUGGUUUGGGUUGAUCCACUGGAUGGAACUAAGGAGUUUACUGAAGGCAUUGUUGAACAUGUUACCAUACUGAUUGGCAUCUCGGUCCAUGGAAAACCCGUUGCAGGUGUUAUUGCACAGCCAUUUUACCAUGACGCUUCAAUUCCACAAUCCAUUACUGCCGAUUCGCCCAGAGUUUCGCCAUCGAAGACGGUCACGCGAACCGUGUGGGCUCUCGAUGGUCUGGGUGUGUUUGGUCUUACCCCACGACUGCCGGCAGGUCAACUUCCAUAUCCACUCGACGCGACCCGCAAACCGGGAGAUUCUCCACACAUCAUAGUGGUCACUCGGUCCCAUCCUACACCGGCAUUGUCCGCUGCAACUGAAGCUUGUCAUCCGACAAAAGUUAUACGUGCCGGUGGUUGUGGAAACAAGAUUCUUAUGCUUCUCGAAGGCCGAGCUCAUGUUUACGUAUUUCCUAGUCCUGGGACCAAACGCUGGGACACUUGUGCUUCAGAGGCCGUUUUAGCGGCAGCUGGUGGCCGUCUGACGGAUAUACGCGGCCAACAGUACAGUUACGCAGCCACACCGGACCCGGUCAAUCAUGGGGGUGUCCUGGCCACACCAGUGGCCGAUUGGCUCUCGAUUUAUGCCGGACUCAUGCCAAAGACUGUGUUAGAUUCUCUGUCUUUCAAGUAAUAAUUCCUUUCAACCCACUUUCAUCCCUAUUGGUGUUGCCAACAGUAACUUGUGGGUGUUUACGCAAAUACUCGUUCGUUUUUUCUCUAUUUUCAUUUACUCAAUCACUAUUAGUCGUACUUGUUGAUUUUGCCUACCCUUACCUCUUGGAUCCAUUGAUUCUCCACUGUUAUGCCGUCGUCCCCAACAAUUUAUGUUGAUUCUCGCCCUGUUAUUAUUUUUGGCGGUUGGAUUCACUGUAUAUCAGAUUUUCAGGCUCGAAUGGGCACGUAAAC
Opisthorchis viverrini is the source of this 1314-nucleotide messenger RNA. RefSeq lists its product as hypothetical. The coding region runs from base 41 to 1039 and encodes 332 amino acids. The record is from RefSeq and is a predicted model, not a curated record. NCBI's taxonomy places the organism in Eukaryota, Metazoa, Platyhelminthes, Trematoda, Opisthorchiida, Opisthorchiidae. Gene Ontology annotation, molecular function: 3'(2'),5'-bisphosphate nucleotidase activity. Gene Ontology annotation, biological process: phosphatidylinositol phosphate biosynthetic process. The transcript is spliced from 4 exons.